ACCACCAUGGACGACACAUGAGUUACACGAGAUAUUGUUGGGAUGUCGAUGCCAUAUUCCAAAUAUUUUUGGUGUUUAAACGCCUGACUUGCCAUACACUGGAGUCGAGUUUGUUGAUUUAUAUCAAGCAUUGUGCAUAGAACACACUACGUUCUAAGAAUAAAUCAAGUUUUGGUGUAAAAAAUUAAGAUGUCGACAAGAAGAUCAAGAUUGAGUAUUAAACCAAACCUUGGGCCUAAGGUAGGAGCAGCCAAGGUAGGUUCAACAAAGCCAAAGUCUGCCACAGACAAGAAAGGUAUUCCUAAGAAGGAAACUUUGGACCGAUUGAGGAAAAAGGUCAGUGAGGACGAUGUGGAGAAUGAACCAGAUAAAGACGUAUCUAUUGCAAAAGAAGAUACUGAACGACUCGCACAACCGACCAGCGAUGACGUUGGGAAUAUUUAUCCCGGUGACAAAACUGAAGUACAAAAUUCUGAAAUAAUCUCAGCUGUGAAAAAGGACCAAGCGUUAAAUUGUGACGAUGAAGUCACGACUGGAUCACAAAACCCUGACAAGGCUGUAGCUAAUGAGAAAGAGGGUGGAAAUACAGUGCCAGUGAUGACCAAGCUACCUGUAUCGCCCAAAAACAAAGUGCAGAUGAUCACACGAAACAGACUGCCAAAGGCUAGACCAAACCUAGCAGAUGCUGGAAGACCAAGAAAAGCUCCUGAGCAGGCCAUUAAAGGAGGAAUAAACCAAAGCGCUCCACCAUCUCCAAUAAAGAUGCCCAGACCCAUCAUCAGCCAGUCCCCUGUCAAGGUACUAUCUUCACCUGUAAAGUCUGUCGUUGUGGCCAGAGAACUUAAGGUCCAUUACCCAGCCACAAACAUAACAGACACCAGUGAUCAGGCCUCCAGCUCAGAUACAAAAGCUUCAGGGGAGACAACUGUAGCUGAGCGUCGUCAUCGCAAUCUGAGUGGUAUGGAUGUGCCACCCAUCAUUGAGCGUAGGCAAAGACAGAUGAGCACCAGUGAGACAGCAGUGGGAGAGAAGAGGCACCGCCAUACCAGUGUAGCAGAGACUCCCACUCCCAAAAGAAAGAAGUAUGCCAAGAUUGAUGCUCCAACAGAUAUUCCAGUCGAUCGAACCAAGAUAAAAAUGGGAGAUUUAAUUUACUGGAAUCCAUCUGCAAAUCCAAUGAAGAAGAAGGCAGGACAAGAUACAAAGAAGAAGAAAUCUGUCUCCCCUAGCGAUGAUGAUGAGGAGGAGGAGGAAGCUGUGGUCAGUCUAACUGCUCCUACACCAGAGGAGGAAAACCUUGAUGACCCUGAACCUAUGGAGGAAGAGGCCAUGCCCGUACCACAGGUCAAGAUUGGACCUGAUGGUAACAUCAUUAUCAAUGAGGAAAGUCUUGUGAUAAAGAACAAUGACAGUAUUAUAGAGGAAGACGGAGAUGUCAUCGAUGAAACAGACAGUACUGUCACUUACACAAGCUUCAGAAAGCAGCGAACGAAGUUGUCAUGGUCGGAAAAAGAGACCCAAAAAUUCUACAAAGCCUUAAGUUACAUUGGUACAGAUUUCUCAUUGAUGCUAAGUGUGUUCCCAAAAAGGACUCGUAACGAUAUCAAGAAGAAAUUUGCAAUUGAAGACAAGAGAAACCGGGACAAAGUGGAGACAGCUUUGCGAAACAAAAAGCCCUUCACCAUGGCAGUGUUUGAAGAGGAAGAAGAAGCAGUAGAAGAGAAGACCAAACCAGCAGGAAAGUCCAGAAAAAGGAGCAAAAAGGAAAAUAAAACUGUUGAUAAAUCUAAAAAGAAAACUGGAAAUGAAUGGAAGUAUUAUUACAAAGAGAAAGAAGAUUCAGAGGAAGUUGAAGCAAAGAAAGCUGCUCAGAAACGACAACAAGUGGAAGCAGCCCGGAGACGUUUGUUGGCAACACGCAACAGUUCCCAGAAGGUGCCUCGUGGCCCCGAGGAAUCUAAUGAGAUUGUGGAGAUUCUGAUGAACAUGAGCAAAGGAAGUAACCCUGUACCGCCAGUACCCGACGCACCACAUGUAGAAAACGUCAUGGUGAUGCAGUCAGGCAUGCCUGUGGUUGACAUUGGCACCGAUACAGAACAGUUAGUUCAGCUGCUACAGACUUCGGGACAGGCUGCUCUUAUCGGGGAUAACGUCAACGAACCACUUAUCCUGGUCUACAAUCGUCCGACUGUGCCGGGCGGAGAGACCGUCAUACACGUGUAUAAGAUACAACCAGAUAGCAAUAACCCGCUCAAUGUCACUACAACUCAUCAACGAGGGGGAGAACAGCCUGGAAGUGGCUUGGACAACAAUCCUGCCUGCAUAGAUGUUAACCUAAAUCGUACAAGUGAUCCUAGUAACUUCAUAAAUGUUAGCACUUCCGACUUCUCAACGCAUACACAUAUGCAGAAUCAAGUUGACAUCAAUUUAACAAAUUCGACAGGAAUGCAAAAAAAAAUAGAAGUACAAGCAACAACAGCAAUUCAGAAUAUUCCAAAUCAGACAGAAGAGGUCAAUGAGUGUGUGCCAUCAGGAAAUUUUUAUCAUAAUUUGCACAAUUAUUCCGAAACUGUAUCGCUCACAGACUCAAUUGUGCAGAAUCAAGAACAGUUGGUGACAGACGUCGUAAUACCUGGAGCUUGUUCUGCACAAGGCAGUACAGAAUCUGAACAGAACCAGGAUGGUGGUGACGGUGUAUUGUCUCAUGGUGCUCAGGGAAAAGCUGUUGUUAUAAGGAACGAACAGCAACAAAAUACCAGUGGUGUUGAAUCUUUUUCAGAACUUGGUGAACAGUAUAUUGACGAUAUGACUAGUGUUGUUCCCCAACCUCUUGAGUAUACAUGUAACUCUUAAAGAGUUUAGUUAACAGUAUAUAGACGAUAUGACUAGUGUUGUUUUCUGACCUCUCAAGUAUACAUGCAACUCUUAAAGGAUCAGGCAGUAAUUUCACAUUCUCCAAACUAAAGACUCAACUGUUAGCACACAAUUUUUCCUAUCCGUACAUGGGAAUAAAUUUGAGCUGGUUUCCUGUAAAUAUGCUCAUGUAUUGUACAAUUAACUAUUUAGGGUAAAAGCCCACGGGCAGAUUUUUUAGCUCGUUCACCCCUGAAAUUAAAUAACGAACUAUUCCAACCGUUGAAUUGGUAGAGUUUGAAAUGUGUCUUCAGGGGUGAAUGAGUUGAAAAUAAUACUCCUAUACUUUCAUAGUAAAUAUUUAUCUUUUCACCAGUCCUGAUAUAAAAUAUACUAGUCCCAGGCAUCACCCAAGUGGAGUGAUACUCAGUGAUGCUUGAAAAAAAUAUAGUGUAAGUGUGAGCGCACAUUUUUUCUUUUGGUACAUGGGAACAAAUGAAUUUGGUUUUCUGUAUUACGUGUUCGAAAAAAUAUAUAUUAUUACAUUUGUGCCAGUACUAAUGAUAAUUAUUAUAGAGAGAGAGUCGUAAUUUAUAUAAAAAGAAGUGUAAAAGGUCAGAUAUACAUGUACAUAAUAAUGCAAAUAUUCCUUACAGUACAUCCUCGAUACUCCAGGGGUUACGCUCACUUUCACUCUCUGCACCCCAGGAAUAUGUCAUAGCAAUAUUGAAGGCACACGGCUAGCUAUAUGAUUGGUGUCAGGUAAAAACAAUUGCUAGGCUGAUACCUGUUGUUUGAGGAGCAACACCUAACUUCAAAGUAGAGGUGUAACGAUUCACCGAUGCAUCGAUGAAUCGUAUCAUUUCUUGAGUGCCGAUGCAUUGUGGCAUUGGCCGAUAGUAUUGCGAUACUUUAGAAAAAAGCUAUACAUGAUCAGAUUUCCCAACAUAAUUAUUAAUUAAUCAUCUGAAUGAGUGUGUUUAUUUAGGUCAACUAAAAUAAUAAAUCAUUAAAAGCAGAUUAAUUGAGCAUGGAAUACAAACACUUUAUAUCGGUUUCAUAUCAAGGUUAUAAAUGCUUCAAAUCAAGAAAAACUAUGGCAACAGAUUUAUACAGAAUGUUGUGACAAGUAUCGCGAUAUGUAUCGUAUCGUGACCCGGGUAUCGUGAUACGUAUGGUAUCAUCACAACCCUUGCGAUACACACCUCUACUUCAAAGCCAGUUAAUUUUACCAUUUCGCAACCUACAGAUUCUUUUCAUAAAAAAAAGGAUCAAACUAGGGAUCUCAUCUUGCCCACAAGGUGGCGCACACUGAGAUUUCGAUUUUUGUCGUGACAUAUUCUAGGGAUGCAGAAAGCAAAACUGAGCAUAACCCCUGGAGUAUCGAGGAUGAUGAAUUUGAAGUGUCCUACGUAUACUGAAUUGGUGUCCAAUAUUUAAUCUAUAAACUCAAGUAUUUACCUCAACCGUGACCUUGUUUGUUUGGUUAAAUUUCGUCCCACCUUUAUGUACAUAUUACCGUAUUUAUCCAGCAAUAAGCCCAUGCCUGGUACCCCAUCCAUAUCUUGAAUUUCAGUGGACAUGCAAAACAAAUGUCAACUGAUUGCCCUGUAAUAAGCCCAUCUCCAUUCUUCCAGUCUGAAAUUGAGCGUUGGCUGUGGACUUGUUGAAGGAUAAGUACGGUAUAAACUUCCAGUAUAGCUCAGGGUUCAGUUGUACCAUGGCAAAAAAUCUUACUUUAUGUGGUCACAUUACAUGUUAACAUAUAGUUGGAUGGGUUUCUCACUAAGACGCAAUUUAACCCUUAGAGUGCUACAUUAAAAUAACAUACGGUAACCAAUCAGUGCUGAAUUAAUUAGGAAAAUUUAAUUUUCACUGCAGUUCAAAUUUAGAUAUAACUUCAUAAGUCAUAAUUUUAGUAAAAAUAUUGCAAAAAUAAUACUUGUGUUAAUAUUAAAACAUAUUAAUACCAAUGGAAAUUGGUUAUUUGAUAUGUUUGAUUAAAUUUUAAUCAACACGAUUAGCUGUUGACCAUAUAAAAUACCAUUUUAUAGAAUGUGCAACUAAAGUUGUGACUAGCAGUAACUAGUGGUGGCCACAGACAUACAGUGCAACUAUAGUUGUGACUAGCACUCAAAGGGUUAAGAGUCUUUUUAUGAGAUUUGUGUAACUCUUUAUAAGUAUGGAUGAUCUUGUUACUUUUCGGGUUACUUUUUGUUGUGAUUCAAUGUGUUACAUGAUGAAUUCACGAGGUUUUUAUUUACUGUAUAGCGGUUUUAUUUCGCGGGGGUUUUAAUUUCGCUAUAUUCACGCUAUGACUUAUAUCCAGGAAUUCUAAACACCAGCGAAAUUAUCGAAAAUGUUAAUCACAGUUACGGACCUUAUCACAACAUAUUGAAAAUACUUAUUAUCCAACGCUGUUUUGCAUGCAACCUUUAAUUAAUGAACUCGCAUCAGAUUAUCACCAGACAACUGGGCAGUUCAUGUAAAACAACACUUAUAUAUAGAUCGCCACAACAUAUUUAUGUGUGCACAGUAAUUGAUAACAGUUUACUCCUACAAAGGUACAUACCCAUUUGAUUUCUUUAGAGUGAAGUCACUGGCGGAUGACGUUGCUCGGGAUCAAUGUUUUCAAACCCUUAAAUGAUGACACUCAAAAUACUUUGCACGACAUAUUGGAUUUGGAUGCACAGCGAAAUUUAAUCCCCGCGAAUAUGUACUGAAUACUAAACCACGAAAUAUUGACCCCGCAGAGUUAAAGCGCUUUACAGUAACAACAAGACUUGUACACUUAUGGGCCUUAUAUUUGCUUUAUAUUUCAGUUAAAACAUUUCUGUUUUGUUGAAAUAAAGAUACUGGCUCAUCAUUGUUGGUCCUAUAACGUAUGCAGACAAGAAAAAAAGAUCAUCUUAUCAAAACAUUUUGCGAAACUCUUUCAAAUAUAUUUGGCAAUAUUAAUCAUGAUUAUGUUUUGACUGUUCAAUAUCCUUUUCUCAAUAGCCCAUGAAAAACAAGAAAGUUUCUGUAAAAAAAGGGCCACAGAAAUUCAUGUUUUGUAUACAGGCUUAGCAUGCAUCACUGGUGUAUGUAAGUUUUAAAAAGCUGUAGUAAAUCUGUUACCUUGUACACCUGUGUAUGAUCCCAUGAUAGAAGUCAAUGAUACAGUACCAGCUGUAAAGGUGUAUGUAUGUAAAAUAUAUAUUUCUGUGGUGUUGGGCAUUAGUGUUUGACAUGUAGUGUGUUUCUAAGAAUUCAACCAGGUGAAAUGACAAUCAUUUUCAUCUUUUGGUUUUUUUUGCCCCUUGUAGUCUGAAUUAAAUUAGCAUUGAGAAUGUGAUUAUGAAUUUUGAUCAAAAGCCCAUCAUUGAUAUCUUCAAAGAAUGUUUUUCUGAAGAAGAAACUUUUAAAUUGAUGCCAGGAUGCCAUACAUUAGCAUACAUGUUGUAUGUGAAACGGUAAAUUAUAUCAGCAAGAACUAAUCUGAGAAAAUUAUAUAUAAUAUUUACAUUUUAUAUUUAUUUGAGAAGUUAAAGUAUUGAAUAUUCUCACAAACUUGGAUAUAUUGAACUAGGGAUGUUUGAAUUAAUGUUUACACCUAGUAAGCAGUGAAAUAACCAUGCAGCUUUGAUUAUACCUACUGGUUACAAUUUUCUGAGGUUACAUAUUGAAUAAAUUAGUACGUAUACGUAACUAGAGAUGCUUCAGUGUAAAAUGGUUAUAUUUAUGUUUGUAGGACAACAUCUGGUUCAGGAGUUUUAACUAAAAAUUGUACAUAAUGUUGUUACAUAUACAAUUACAAUUAGCAAAAGCAUACUGACAGCCAUAUGUUGCAAUCUUGAAUAUUAAUAAAGACACUCUUGAUCUAGAAGCCAUGAAUAUUCAUGAAGAUACUCCUUAUCUAGCGAUUUCAUGAAGACUUUUCUGAUCUAGCAAUCAUGAAUAUUCAUUUUGGUACUCCUGAUCUACCAAUUUUAUUAUUACUCUUCUAAUCUAGCAAUCAUGAAUAUUCAUGAAGACACUCCUAAUCUAGCAAUUUCAUGAAGACUUCUGAUCUAGCAAUUAUGAAUAUUCAUGAAGAUACUCCUGAUCAAGCAAUCAUGAAUAUUCAUGAAGACACUCCAGAUCGAGCAAUCAUGAAUAUUCAUGAAGACACUCCAGAUCUAGCAUUUAUGAAUAUUCAUGAAGACACUCCAGAUCUAGCAAUCAUGAGUAUUCAUGAAGACACUCCAGAUCUAGCAAUUAUGAAGAUUCAUGAAGACACUCCUAAUCGUCUGCAGACAAGCUCAUUUCCACAGACAGUUCCAAAUUUGUAUCUUACAGCACAUGUAUGGAUUACAUUACAACCUAUUGUUAUUUUAGUACCAAAUGACUGGUAUGGCUUCAGCUUCUUAUAAAAUUGUACCACUGGUGAUGUAAUUAAAGUUGGGUCCAUACCUUUGAUGAAAAGCAGAAACAAAUUAUUUUUUGGAUAUUGAGGUUGACAGAAGCAUCUUUUUCGGAAAUAUUCUUCGAAAAUGGGUAAAUUAGUUAAAAUUCAAUGUUACAUGUACCAUCAGGGUGAAUAUUUUUUUGCAAGUACCAUGAAAUGAAAUAAAUCGAAAAAAAAAUUAACUAAAUAUUGUGCUUUUUGUUUUCAGUAAUAUGUUUAGCCCACCAUCAUCUGAUGGUCGGACUUUCAAAUCACCCUUCAUCUGAGGUUCGCCGUCUGUCGUUUGUCCUUAAACAAUUCUUGUUAUCGCUAUUUCUCAGAAAGUGCAGGAGAGAUCUUUCUCAAAUUA
Molecule: messenger RNA, 7631 nt
Organism: Mizuhopecten yessoensis (Yesso scallop)
Lineage: Eukaryota; Metazoa; Mollusca; Bivalvia; Pectinida; Pectinidae
Product: transcription factor TFIIIB component B'' homolog
Exons: 12
Coding region: 190-2853 (887 amino acids)
Biological process (GO): RNA polymerase III preinitiation complex assembly
Cellular component (GO): transcription factor TFIIIB complex
Molecular function (GO): TFIIIC-class transcription factor complex binding
Source: RefSeq, a predicted model, not a curated record